AUGUCCGGCCAGGAGACUUCCCCGCAGUCUCCCCCCGCCAACACCGGCAAGCAUCGAAGGCCUUGGACAUCCACCGAGGACUCGGCCUUGAGGACGCUGGUAGCUCACUUUGGAGACAGCAGAGGACCCGAAGGCAGGUGGAAGGACAUUGCUGCCGGUCUCCAAGGUCGGACAGCCAAGGACUGUCGCAAACGCUGGUUUCACUCCCUUGACCCGUCGCUGCGCAAGGGUAGAUGGACAGCCCAAGAGGACGAGCUUCUCCUUUCAGCGUAUGCACGUCUUGGGCCGGCCUGGCAUGAUAUUGCCCUUCUCAUUCCUGGCAGGAAAGACGACCAAUGUUCAAAGAGGUACAACGACAUUCUCAAUCCAUCUGCCCAAAACCGCCUGAGCGAUUGGACAGCUCAGGAGGACAACCUACUCCGCCAAGGUGUCGCUACAUUAGGUCAUCGCUGGGCAGCUAUAUCAUCGCGGAUACCUGGCCGUCCACCUCUCACCUGCCGCAACCGCUGGCGCACUCUCUCUCGUCAAUCCCAUUCCCGCAUCGCCAAAUCCCAAGGCAACACACCAUCGUCAUCGACGUCGCAAAUGUCCCCCAUGGAUAGCGGAGUAUCACCUGCACCCCAGAAUCUCACUAUCGACAUGGAAUCUGGAAGCGGGAACGCAGGCGAGCAGAUUAUGCCAUUCUCCGCCUUGGAGGCCGAGGCUGGUGAUCAGACAGGGCCCAGUUUCCUCGACUCGGCCUUUUACGAAACCUUUUCUGGUCCCUCGCCGCCAUCGCUCAAUGAUGCUGACGGCGAGAAUGCCGAAAAAGCCAACGGGACUGGCGUGUCGUCCGAUUCUGUUCUUCUUGGGGAUCUCCCAUCAAGCUUCUCGGAUCAGACACAGACCGCAAAGGCGUGGACCCAGCCCAGGCCAUUACACACAAGACACCGUCAGGAUAGCACCACAGGAGCAUUCAUGCCUUCGCCAUCAAGUUGGUCCUCCAUGAGCUCAAUGGUUGCCACGGGCACAUCACCGCCGGCUGACCAAAGCUUGUGGCUCGGAUCGACGGGUGCUUCGUCUGCGCCCAAAAAUUGGGGGAUCCCAGGGGACGAUGCAAUGCUUCAAUCUUACGCCGAAUCAUUUCAAUUACCAACUACGACACAACAAACAGUUCACCAUCACCAUCAUCACCACAUACAUCAUCACUUCCAUCAUUAUCAUCAUCAUUCGGGCGAAGACUCGUGGCGGCAGCUCGAGCGGCAAUCAGAGGCCGAGGCAAUGCAGUCGCAAACGCAAAAUAAUACUACCAGACAACCAAAUUCAGGAUAGGAGUUUCAAAUUCACGAGAUACCAUGUUU
Messenger RNA from Fusarium vanettenii 77-13-4, 1340 nucleotides. RefSeq lists its product as uncharacterized. The transcript is spliced from 3 exons. The record is from RefSeq and is a predicted model, not a curated record. Lineage: Eukaryota; Fungi; Ascomycota; Sordariomycetes; Hypocreales; Nectriaceae. The coding region runs from base 1 to 1311 and encodes 436 amino acids.